Molecule: messenger RNA, 5987 nt
Organism: Scophthalmus maximus (turbot)
Lineage: Eukaryota; Metazoa; Chordata; Actinopteri; Pleuronectiformes; Scophthalmidae
Gene: shisa9b
Product: shisa family member 9b
Exons: 4
Coding region: 2478-3689 (403 amino acids)
Biological process (GO): regulation of short-term neuronal synaptic plasticity; regulation of AMPA receptor activity
Cellular component (GO): AMPA glutamate receptor complex; postsynaptic membrane; dendritic spine membrane
Source: RefSeq, a predicted model, not a curated record
UUCUCAUUUUGUCAUGGUAGUACACAGAGACUACAACACACUCAAUGUACAAACUUCAUUUUAGAAGUUAAAAAGCAAGUUAAUUUUUUCCCGAAAAAAGCCAUCUGAGAAAGUGUAUAGAUUGCCUCUUUUAGUCGGACUAAGUUUUGGUCCGGUGGUCAAGCAUGAUAGGUGUUAAUGCGCCCAUUGAAAUGUAAUUUUAGUGACUUAAAUACAUUGUAUGUGCAAUGAUAUAGAAUAGUUCUCAUUUGAAUACUUUCCAUAUUAGCAAUGUAAUCCUAAGACACGUUUUCCACCCUCUUCAGCACACAAGGCACAUUAUGUUUCUGUCUCAGGCGUGAUCCAGACCGUGUAACAGACGCAUUGCUCAAACGUAACAGAAAAGGGAUUAAAUUAAAACUCCCCACUGUGUAAGCAUUUACUUAGGCUCUCUCUCUCUCUCUCUCCCGGUCUGAGCAGAUGGACAACACUCUCGUCUGCCCACCUGCUCCAUCCCGAAGAAUGGCUCAGUAUGACGUGUUCCACAAAACCACACACAAAAAAAAAGUGCCCAAAGGAGUCAUGCAGUUGUCGUGCGGCAGCCCUGUUGCACAAAAUCGGGAAAUUUACACUCGUAUGCAUUUGAUUAUUGUGGUCUCGGUUUCUGCUCCAAAAAAAUGACCUUGACAGAGGAAGUUCUUUAAUAAGAUGCUGGUUAUUUUCCUUGUCGCACCAUGUGCUUUUCAUACAUAAUAUUCAUAAUUUACUACAACGAGAAAUAAAAAUGAACACAUUCACACACAAAACAGUAAUAACACAACAGACACUAAAUGAUACAGACUCAGAGAAAACUACUGGGAUUUGAGAAUAAGAUAAAGGAUAUUUGGGACUGCUUUUAAAACUCGGUUUGUUGUUUUUCUCUCAGUUUAAAAAAAAAAUAUCAUCCUCAUAAUGAUGCUGAAAACCCAACGCAUAGUAAUAUAAAAAAAGCAGUGAUGACAGGGCAUCAAUAUUACUGAUCAUUAUGAAAAUACCAAGAGCAAAAAAACGAUGAUGUGUGUGUGUCACUCUGCAUUCAUGCACAUUUUGAAAGUUUUCAGUCCGGAGAUUAUCCGCUUCUAAUAAAGCUUUAGUGGUUCGGCUUUAAAGGAAAAGCUAAAGUUUCAUCCCUGGGGACUGUGCACACUAUUUAUAGGUGGAACUUUAAAGAUGCAUCAAGACGAGACAAGUAAAACCUCCCCUGACGGCCAAUUGUAAAUAAAACUCGUCUCUUAUGGCUAAGAUGAUUCGACAUCAAACAAAAAAAGGAGUGAGAUUUCUCAAGUGAAAGAUGGUAAGCCUCCAAUCACUGAUCAUAAUUUUAGAUGAAAAGAUUUUCUCUAAAAAUAAUCUGCCAACUAGCUUCUUUUUUUCCCCAGAUCAAUGCUUGUCAAGGACCCUUCAUAAUAUUUUUGUGUUUGUAUACGAUCAGUAAUUAAUAGCUGAGGUUACAUAGUGCAGUGUCUGUCGCAUGACAUGAACACUGGAAUACUGUAGGUUUUAUCAAAACAUAAUUUAAAUCACAAAGUUUACAUGCACAAUUAUUAAGAGCAGUAAUAACAUUCAGGCUGGAUUUUGACUUACAAGAGUUAUUCCUUCAACAAACAACAAUGAGACUCUUUUUGUUGUUUAUUCAAACUGGGCAGAGAACCAGACCGAGUACAUUUGAAAUUAUGUAAUGUUGUAUUUUGUGUUUGUGUUCCUGUCCGCCGUUAUUUGAUUUGAUCGUGUUUGAUCGCUUUCCUAAAGCCAGAGCAGGCGCCAGUUAAAACACAAUUCACAGCCCAAAUCUACUGUCUUAACACUUGUAAAUCAUAAGAAUAAAAAAGAACCUCUCAGUUCCUCUGCUCAGAGCAAAUAACACUGGCUGAGUUUAAAAACGGUUAAUUGUUUCCUCCCAUGUGAAGACAAUGCUAAUGUAAACAAGUGUUAACAGCAUCAUUUCGUUUUUAGCAGUUUUCUGGCACCUGUGGUCAAAUCAGCAGGUUCCAAUUCUGUUUUAAAUCUAGCUGGUGGGGUGAUGUGGAUCUUUACAGGUGAUGUUAAGACUAAACCACAAUCUAAUACAUGUCUGUAAAGGGGUUGUAAUUGGAGUUUUUGCAGCAGGCAGUCUCUCUCUCUCCCUCCCUCUCAUUGGCUCUCUCUCUCUCUCUCUCUCCCCCUGAGUCCCUCGCUCGUCGGGGUCUGUUCCACUCGGUCUGAGACUGGCUCUGUGGAGUGAAGCGGUCCCGGAGGUGUCCGGCAACGCGCCGGUGAUGCUUCUCCACUCGAACUAGUUACUACUCUACUUUGUCCUUUGGAAAGUGCGUGGUCUGCCUUUGCACACUUGUUUUUUUUUUUCUUCUCUCUCUCUCCCAAGGAAUAGAGAAGUGCGCGCCUGCGCCGCACUUUUACGCACGGCAGUUGGAAUCGGCCUCAUUCCCUUUACGCAUGGCUGCGGCUCCUCGUCUCCACGGGAGAUGCCGCCGGGCCUACGGGAGCGUGUCGGCGCGCCGAGGGCGGAGUACAAAGUGAGCACGAUGCGGGGCACCGGGCUGCUGCUCGGCUACCUCCUGGCGAAAGUCGCGGUGUGCGCCGCGGAGGGCGGCGAGCCGGCGCGGGGGGCCGCCGCCGCCGACGACGACUUCAUGAUCAUGACCCCGUUCAACGAGUCGACGGGGGCGGGGAGCGCGGCGACGGAGGGGCCGCACACGGAGGACAAGUGCCGCGGCUACUACGACGUGAUGGGCCAGUGGGACCCGCCGUUCGUGUGCCGGACGGGCAGCUACCUGUACUGCUGCGGCACCUGUGGCUUCCGGUUCUGCUGCGCGUUCAAGAGCUCCCGGCUGGACCAGACCAACUGCAAGAACUACGACACGCCGCCGUGGAUGAUGACCGGCAAGCCCCCGCCGAAGGUGGACGUGGCGCUGGAGUCGGCGAAGGACAAGACGAACCUCAUCGUGUACGUGAUCUGCGGGGUCGUGGCCAUCAUUGCGCUCGUAGGGAUUUUCACCAAGCUCGGCUUGGAGAAGACGCAGCGUCCGCACAGAGACAACAUGUCCAGGGCUCUUGCCCACGUGAUCCGCCACCCAGCGUCCGAACACACGGACGACAUCGGACUGGGCCAUCACUACGAGAACAUACAAACCAGAGUCACAGUUAACAGUCUCCAUAGCAGCCAGAUGAACAACAUUGUCCAAACGUCGACGUUGAUCGCUCAGCCGUACCCGCCCGUGGGUCAGAUCACCAGCCCCUACGAGCAACAGAAGCCUGUCAAGGAUCUCAACAAGUACGCCACGCUCAAGGCUGUGGAGAAUGCCAAUGACGGCUUCUACAGCAACCGUCGGCAACUGAUCGAGAUGACAUCCAAGGGCAGCCUUCCAAUGGAAGCUGUGGACAUGGAGCCGGAGCCGAGCAAUCCCUACAGCCCGCCCAGACAGCUGUCCGCAAAGCAGAACGAACACAAAUACAAAAGCCCCAAGAGCCACAGCUCCCAUUCGCUGAUCUACUGCUCCAGCACAGUUGCCAGCCCGGCGAUACUAAGAUCCUGGGACGGCAAGGACGCGUCGGGACUCCGCCAGAGCUACGGCCCAAAGAAACUCUGCAUCGUGGAGAAGGAGCUGCACACCACUCGCUACAUGCCGCCACAACCAUACUUUGUCACCAACAGCAAGACAGAGGUGACAGUAUGAGGUAUUGUCUAAAACACCGGGCUUAAACGGAGUCUGGAUUUUAAAAAGACAAGAAACUGUUGACCGAGCAUGGUUUUGCAAUAAAGCAGCAUAGGCUGCUGUGUGUGUGCAGUUGUGCAUGUAACGGGCAGCAUUAAAGACGCCACCUUAAGGUGAAGUGUGCUGUAACAGAACUCGGUAGAAAUCACUGUGCCCCAGGAAGGCACAGUGAUGAAUAUAUUGUCAUCAAUAUUCAUAUAUUCCAAGUGCUCAGGCACAAAAGCUAAAUAUAUAACUUGUAUCGGUGAUGAGACGCGUGACACACACUGUACAGUAACAGUCAAUAAUCAACCAAGAUGUCAAAGGAAAGGAAAAAUUGUGUGGGUGGUUCAGGAGAUAGAGCGGGUCGUCGACUAACCAGAGGGUCGGAGGUUCGAUCCCGAGCUCCUCCAGUCUGCGUGACCAAGAAUCCUGUUGUUCAGACACUGCAUUCAUCGGAUGUAUGUGUGAAUGGGGGAAUGUGACUUGUACUGUCAAGCGUUUUGAGAGGUCGAUCAAAACAGAAAAGCGCAAUAUAAAAAUACAGUCCCUUUAAUCUAAUUUAAAUUAGAUUGUCUAAUGUAAUGUCAACUUGUCUUUGGUUGAUUGGAUAUAAAUGACAUGCUUUACUAGACAAUUUAAAGAUAAUAUUUGGAAAACGGUUGCAGUUUAAAGAAUAAAUGAAUCCAUUCAUCCAAUAAAUACGUUGUCCAACAUUAACCUUUUGGCUAACUGAUAAAUUUUGGAAAAAAUUACCUGAAAUUUUUGAACCAGUCAAAGUAUUUGUUCCUUUUUUACUUAUUUGAAAUUAAUUACUUUUCAGUAUGCAACACAAGUGACUGUGAAUAAGUUAAGAGGAUGAGUAACAUUAUUGGAGCUCAUCAUGUACAACUGAGUAUUAGGGGCACUAAAAAGGGAAAAAAUAAAUAAAUCUGAGAGUUCCCAAUAUUACGACAAUAAAGUCCUACAACAAAAUUCUUAAUCUGUUGUAUCAGGACUUUGAAAAGAUUGUGCAAGAUAUUCCCUCCAUUCAAUAGAAACAAACAGUCUUGGAGGAAAUUGCUGCGUUUAUUUUUUUCUCUGAAAGUAUUAUGAAUUUUUCAUCAUUAUAUUACAACGUUAUUAAUGCAAUAUUAUUACAUUUUUUCAUUAAAUUACGACGUUGUGCUCGGAAUAUUAUGUUAUUUUUAAUAUGGCCCUAAUAUUCUGCCGCAAUCAUUCCCUGUGACUUACCCGUGACUUAAGUGAGAAGUGUAUUAAUUCAAGAAUAAGAGAUGUACCUGAUUAUUCGGGUUCAUUUACAAAAUAUAGACAUUUUAGUCUUUGAAAGUGUGAAAACUUAACUUUAACUUGAGAUCUGUUUAAAUUCUGUGAAUGUAGUGUCACUGCAGACGUCUCACUUUGAAGGGACACUUGCUAAUCCAUUCAAACCAGGUCACUGCCAGCAGACUCCUACUAAUACAUGCAUUUCUAUGAUAACUAGAAGAAGAAGUAGCUGCAGAUGGUGGAAACAGUGUUGUAUUGGUGUAAUUGUGCCUCUUAUCAUUACCAGCAUGUGGGUGAUUAUCCUAGAGUAUACUGUAUAGGAAGCCCCAGUAUUAGAAUGGUGAUUAGGGUCUUAUUUUUAGUAAUUCAUCACGCGCCCAAAACAAAAGUAAUAUUUAGAUGGUUGGCUCACUUAAAUGUUUGAAACCAAGGUGAUUUUAAUAAUUUUUUAAUCUCACCUGUAAUGACUGUUAUCUGGUCAGAAACGUCCGUUGUCUGAGGUUAAUGAACUUUUGUUAGGAUGAAUCUAAAGAUGUGAAGCAAAGUAAAAAUGUUCGUGUUUCUUUUAAUCUGUUAUAUAAAUAAAUGGGUCCUGAAUUAGAACGACUGACCACAGCAACCCUACAAUACAACAAUAUGUACCUGCUGUUCUGUUAAUAUGCCAGAAAUCCUAAUGUUUUUGAUCAAAACUUUUUGUUAAAAUCCCAAAUGACAUACAAAAACUGAGAGCUAAAGAAACUUGCACCGAUUCCCCAGCCAAGAAAUAUAAAAGGGACACGCACGCCGGCCUGCAAGUCUUACUCAUGCGGUUGAUUAUUUCGAGCAGCUGAGGACAAGCUGAGUGGGAAGUGGCAGUUGUUAGUAUAAAGUUUUAUUUAUAUGUUCUCAAUGUCCAAGAAGUCUUACAAAACAAAAAAAUACAUAACAACGGCAGACUGUCGUAUUUUGGUAGCUGUUAGUCAACAUUUUCAAAAAUAUGUAUAUUUGGUGCACUAAAAUGUCUUUUCUCAUAAA